UUCAAAUUUACCUAACUGAACUACAAAACCUUACUAGAGAAAAUGUCUUCAUCAGAGCAUCCUUUAAAACUAACCAAUGAAAUAAUCACUAUUUUGGCAAGUAACGAUAACAGAGAAUCUUUGGAGAAGAGUGAUAAGUUUCUGAUUGAAAAAGCUCACUUGUGCGAAGAGCAAGGAAUAAGCGUACAAGAAGCCAUACGCCAGUUGACCAAGGCGGAAAAUCAAGCUGCUCGAGAUCUAGACGACAACCAGCCUGUCAACACAGCCAGGAUUGCUGAACUAAAGCAUGAAAAUACCGUAACCAGUGAAAGAAUUGAGAAGAUUGAGCAGGAUAUUACUUUGUUGGAGAAGGCAUGUCAAGACAGUAAUCUCAAAGGUGAGAAGUUAAAAGAGAAAAAAGCUGAAGCUGUUAACAAGAAAAUAGAAGUGCUUCCGAAAACUAAAUACUAUUUCAGUCUGUUCACAAAUAUAUCACACAUCCGUUGGGAUUACAACUGCAAGCAAGAUGAAAUCAAAGGGUUUAUUGCCAGCUUGAAUAAUGUGAAACCAUUUUGUCUUGAUGAAAGACAGAACUCCAAGUAUUUUAUGGUGAAUUACUUGUGGGACCUGAUUGAUGUCUAAGAAAAAAGUUGACUCGCUGUAUAUAUGAAAAUGGUCUAAAAUUCUGAGAUGUAAUGAUUAUGAAUAACAGGACUUAACAAAUAUCAUAAUACCCUCAAUGGCUAGACAUAGAUUUUAGAUGAGGCAUAUACUGUGUUUCUAGCAUGACUUAUUAACAUGCCAUGACCAGUCAAGAGGACUGGCCUAAUAUUGUUGGAUGGACAAGUGCCAAUUGAGCAGUUUUGAAUCCCAAAUAACCACUGUGUUUCUUGAUUACAGACUCAUUUGCACAGGGUUAGCCUUGUAACAGUGUCUAAAUAUUCACAAAUACCAACGGUAAAGUUGAGAUGAAUACACAACUUCGACUUACAAUACAAACACUUCAAAACUCAGCAGACCUUUUGACUGGAAUAUGUGAAUAUUCUGCACACAAUCAAGGCAAACACUGUGUAAAUAAGUCUAAUUGAGAGAAACACGAUAUUUUGGAUCUUGAAACUGGUCUAUUUUUGCUGCAUGGCCAUUUAUUUUUGACAUUGAAUGAUGGUAAUAAUAUAUUUAGUUAUUUUAAGACUAUAUGAUAAGAAAGGUAUAUGCUUAAUUGAAGGCUUUACCUUUGUACUUAACUGAAGGCUUUACCUUUGUACUUAGUCAAGUGAAAGGCUAAAUUUCAAAACACAAGUCAAAUAUACAACUCUCAUACCUUGCUUAUUUAACAAUUAUUUGUCAAAGGUGAAGUGAUUAUCGGUGAGAUAUUUACCAAGCCACCAGUCUUCGACUUCAUAAUGACUGAGCUUAAGGGGAAUAAUAUUGUUUUAUAAUUUUAGACUUCAAUGUCAGAGGAAACUUGAAAUUCGGGAUAAAAAGAAAUUGUUUUAGUACUUUCAAUUUGAAAAACUUUGGAAAACCUUAUGAUCACCACUCCAGCAUCACAUCGCAUCUAGACUUAGCAUGGAUCGCAUGUGACUGUGUGCUGGUUUUUUCAUUGGGUUCUUGGGUAUCUCUCCCUCCACCAAACCAAACAUGAUUAAUUCCAAUUGAAUCAGUGAGUCAAUUUGCCAGGUAUGCCCUGACUUGGAUCAGCCUGUCGUUCUUCAUGGGUAUUGCUAUGGUAUAAAGUUUUUAAUGGGCUAUGAGUCAAUAACCCACAAGGUUGAAGGUCAAAAUAUGGGCUAUUGACUUAUGUAGACCAUCCAGAGGGCAAAAGAUCUAAAUGUUUUAGUCUAAACCUAAUAAUCAGUUAAAAAAUGGAUAGAUAAGAAUUGAAAUUAGGUGGAAAAUGUGAGUUAGUUGCCCUGUUUUUGGUUUUUAAAACCAGCUCUUUUAGCUUUUAGCUGGAGAGGUCUAUCACUAAAAGACCACUAGUAGAUUAGCCAAUCAGAGUGGAAGAGUUUUGAUAGACUAUUAGUAUUUAGGUUUAUCAUUAUUAUAUAGUGAUCAAGUUAAUAAUAUUAUAAUAUCAUUUGUAUCAUUUAUGCUUCACACACAGACCAACAUACUGCAAUCUAUAUUUUUUGCUAGUUUUUUAAUGAAUGCAAUUUUAGUCAGACUGGGUUCCCAAAUAAAAAAAGCUUUUAUAUAACUGACGGAAUUUUAUUUAUUUUUUAAUUAAGAGUAAACAAAUUGCAUUCUUGUGAGUUGUUUUGAACAUUAAUAAUUGUGUUGCAUGCUGCAUCUUGCUUAUUGCUUACCAAGCUUAAAUAUGUAUUAUAUUCAAUAUAUGUAAAUAAAGUCAGUGGGGCUAA
This is a messenger RNA of Actinia tenebrosa (Australian red waratah sea anemone), 2342 nucleotides long. Its product is annotated as kinetochore protein Spc24-like. The record is from RefSeq and is a predicted model, not a curated record. Gene Ontology annotation, molecular function: microtubule binding. Lineage: Eukaryota; Metazoa; Cnidaria; Anthozoa; Actiniaria; Actiniidae. Gene Ontology annotation, cellular component: Ndc80 complex. Gene Ontology annotation, biological process: chromosome segregation.